AUGUCUAAAACUCAGUUAUAUCUAUUGGACAUCAAAAUCGGUGAAUCGUGUUGGAAAAUAUGCCAAGACAUGGGAUGGUCAUUAGAAACGGUCAUAAGUCAAAUCAACACAGUUUUGAUGGGAGAGUCUUUUUCUAAUACAAAUGGAAAUCCGACUUGCAGGACAAUUCAUAAAUUCAAGGUGACAGGUGAGCCUCGAGUUGUAACAGUGAUUGAGAUAUCUGGUGGCGAAAUAAAGUUGGAAAACAUCAUCUCAAAUCUAUUUGGUCAUGGUUUGAAUGAUAUAACAUGUACACCCCUCACAGAUUAUGAGGUGUUUGCCCAGAGUGUGCUGGAUGUUGAUCCCGUUCUCUGUAAACCUUCUCCACGUAAACUGAACAAAAAGUACACUUACUGGAACGAGCUGACACUUGAUUAUCACGGAAUGAAAUGGGAAGAUUUUAAACAACUUUGGGCUAAAGAGGCGAGCACAGUCUUUGGCUUACGAACUGAGGUGGAUGCAAGCGUAGAUCUCUUCAAAAACAAAAAUUGUCGAAAGGUGACGGUUUUCACCAGUGUGGACGAUGCAGACGAUACAGACGGAAUGUUCAGCUCGCUUCCAUUGUUUACACAGAAUGGACAUAACGUUAGCAUAGUGUGUAAAGCUGUUCAGUCUCUUGACGAAUACUGCAAGCCGUGA
Molecule: messenger RNA, 678 nt
Organism: Ylistrum balloti
Lineage: Eukaryota; Metazoa; Mollusca; Bivalvia; Pectinida; Pectinidae
Exons: 5
Coding region: 1-678 (225 amino acids)
Source: RefSeq, a predicted model, not a curated record